AUGUUCCGAAAAAUGCCAUUAUUUAAACCGAGGACGGUGUCAAAGAGUCCUGUUGCUCAAGAGAAGACUACGGGUAACGGAGCUCACAAUCAUGAAGGUCAUAAAACCGUCAGUAGUAGUAGUAGCAAUAAUAAUAUAAAUGGAACUGGUAAACGGGACAAGUUCGGUCAUCAAGAUCAAACAGAGUCAACAGAUGAUAAUCAAAAUUCAAGUAAGACACAUCUGGUCUUUCGCUGUCAGUUAGCACAUGGCAGUCCAACGGGAUUUAUAUCGGAUUUUAAAAACGUCCGUGAACUUUAUCAGAAAAUAGCUGAGUGCUAUGAUCUACCAACAAGUGAAUCAUGUAUGUAUGGGAACACAUCGUCACUAUCAGCAUCAUUCAUCACUAUUAUUGAAUGCCGGAAACAUUGGUCAUGGUUCAUGACCCUGCCAGCGUUCCGGAUAUCCCACUGGAUUCUUUUUUGUACGCUAAACACCCAUAAGGUCGAUAUGAACGAAUUAUUGGGCGGACAAAUAGGAUUAGAUGAUUUUAUAUUUGCUCAUCGCAAAAGUCGACCGAAAGAGAUUGAAUUAGUUAAAACAGAAGAUGCGUUAGGAUUAACGAUCACAGACAAUGGAGCUGGAUAUGCAUUUAUAAAACGGAUAAAAGAAGGCUCAGUAAUUGAUAAAAUUAAAGUAAUACAAGUAGGUGAUCACAUAGAACGAAUAAAUUCGGAAAACUUAGUUGGUAGACGACAUUAUGAGGUCGCUAAAAUAUUGAAAGAAAUUCCGAAAGGUUCAACAUUUACUCUAAGAUUAAUAGAACCUCAGAAAAGUGGAUUUGGCAGUAUUGGUCCACGAGGUGAUAUUAAAAAAAAUAAAAAAUCUGGCUUUGGAUCGGGUAAAGAAACACUGAGGUUCAAAGCAGAUGGAAGUACGCAAAUUCAACAGGUUGAUGAUUCCUCAACGAUUGGUGUUGAAAAAAUAAAUAACAUUCUUGAAAAUUUCAUGGGUAUUAAUGACAAUGAAUUAGCAACCCAAAUUUGGGAAUUAGCGGAAGGAAAGUCCAAUAGCAUGGAUUUUGCUGAAGCUAUUGAUAAUUCAGAUCUUGAAGCUUUUGGAAUUAUAAAAUGUCAUAAAAUAUUUUUUAAAAUAGGAGUUGGUUGCCGACAAACAAGAAAUAAAUUACAAAUUAAUAAGAUAUGUGCUGUAAAUUUUUCAAUAAAAAAUGACACACCUGAUGAAACAGAAACAGAUGCAACAGAUUUGAAAGCACCAGUUGGAGAUGGAAAAUUGUUUAAAUCUGUUGAUCAUGCUAUAAGUGAUAUACCUGAUGGUGCGAAAUUAUUAGUUGGAGGUUUUGGACUCUGUGGUAUUCCUGAAAAUUUAAUCGCUGCUAUAAGUAAAAAAGGAUGUAAAAAUUUAACAGUUGUAUCAAAUAAUGCUGGUGUUGAUGAUUUUGGUUUGGGGAUACUUUUAUCGCAGCAAAGAAUAAAACGAAUGAUUGCUUCUUAUGUUGGAGAAAAUGCUGAAUUUGAAAAACAAUAUCUCAGUGGUAAUCUUGAAGUUGAAUUGACGCCACAGGGUACUUUAGCAGAACGUAUCAGAGCAGGGGGUGCUGGUAUACCAGCGUUUUUCACAGCAACUGGUCUCGGUACUAUAAUCCAGGAGGGUAAUGUCGUAAUAAAAUAUAGUGCCGAAGGUAAGCCUGAAAUAUCUGGUGAACCGAGAGAGGUUCAGGAAUUCAACGGACGAAGCUAUGUCAUGGAAACCGCCAUCACUGGAGACUUUGCGUUAAUAAAAGCUUGGAAAGCUGAUAAAGCUGGAAAUUUAAUUUUUAAAAAAUCAGCAAGAAAUUUCAACCCUGUCAUGUGUAAAGCAGCUAAAGUUACAAUUGUUGAAGCUGAGGAAAUUCUUGAAGUUGGUCAACUGGAUCCUGAUCAGAUUCAUGUACCCGGAAUAUAUGUAGAUAGAAUUUUAAAAGGCCGUAAUUACGAAAAACGUAUUGAAAAAUUAAAAACUAAUGCCUCAUUAAAAUCAAAAAAAGCUACACCAGCAACUAAAGCAAGAGACAAAAUUAUCCAACGUGCUGCUCUAGAAUUUAAAGAUGGAAUGUAUGUUAAUUUGGGCAUUGGAAUGCCAAUGUUGGCUGCUAAUUACAUUAAGAAAGGUAUGAAUGUGACGCUUCAGUCUGAAAACGGAAUUUUGGGCCUUGGUCCUUAUCCAGAUGAGAGCCAAGUUGAUCCAGAUUUAAUUAACGCUGGAAAAGAAUCAGUAACAGUCGCACCUGGUGCAUCUUUCUUCAGUAGUGAUGAAAGUUUCGCUAUGAUCAGAGGUGGUCAUGUUGAUUUGACAAUUCUUGGAGGUAUGCAGGUAUCAAAGAAUGGAGAUUUAGCAAAUUGGAUGAUUCCUGGAUCAAUGGUCAAGGGUAUGGGCGGUGCGAUGGAUUUAGUUUCUGCUGCGGGUACAAAAGUAGUUGUCACAAUGGAGCACAAAGCUCGAGACGGAAGCCCGAAAAUUCUAGAAGCUUGCACAUUACCAGUCACUGGUCAACAAUGUGUCGACUUGAUCAUUACAGAUUUGGCUGUAUUUGAAGUUAUUGAUGGAGGUUUACGGUUAAUUGAAUUGGCACCUAACGUUGAUAUCAGCGAAGUUGUUAGUUCAACCGGUUGCGAAUUUUCUGUUUCUGACGAUUUGAAAAUAGAUCUUUUUUAUUAUUAUCUGUUGAUUGUUAAUUUUACAAUGUUUUCAUACAUCAUUAAAUUUGGUAGAGCUAAUUAUAAAUACCCACAAAGUUGUUUACAAAUAAAUAAGAUACUUGCUGUGAAUUAUUCAUUAAAAAAUAAUACACCUGACUUUGAAAAUGAUAAAUCGGAAUUAAAAAUACCAAGAGAACAUAAAAAAUGCAUUAUGUCUGCGGAUUCAGCAGUACAUGACAUUCCAAAUGGCGCAAAAUUAUUAAUUGGUGGGUUAGGAUUAGGUGGUUGGCCGUUAAAUGCAAUUGAUGCAAUCAUUAAAAAAGGAUGUAAAGAUUUAACAGUCACAUCUGUAACCCCAGGAGUUGGAGAUAUAGGCUUACAAAAGUUGUUAAUUCAAAGACAAAUAAAAAGACUGGUAACAUCAUUUAUUGGUAUAAAUCCAGAGUUUGCAAAAGAAUACAGUAAAGGAAAUUUAGAGUUGGAGUUGAUACCACAAGGUACACUUGCAGAAUCUAUCAGAGCUGGCGGUGCUGGUAUACCAGCAUUUUUUACUUUAACUGGUUGUGGAACAUUAAUUCAAGACGGUAAUGUUGUAAUAAAAUACGAUAAAGAUGGUAAACCUGAAAUUUUAAGUAAACCAAAACAUGUUCAACAAUUUGAUGGAAAAAAUUAUUUAAUGGAACCUGCCAUCACCGGUGACUUUGCAAUUAUAAAAGCUUGGAAGGCUGAUAAGGCUGGAAAUUUAAUUUUCAGAAAAUUAGCAAGAAACUUCAAUUCCAUUAUGUGUAAAGCAGCUAAAGUCACGAUUGUAGAGGCUGAAGAAAUUGUUGAAACUGGUGAACUUGAUCCUGAUAGCAUUCAUGUACCUGGAAUUUACGUAGAUAGAAUUUUUAAAGCGUCUCAUAAUGAUAAAUUUACUAAAAUAAUAAAAACCCUAUCAAAAUUAACAGUAUCACCUGUAAGUAAAAAAAAAGAGAGAAUUAUUCGACGCACUGCACUGGAAUUUAAAGAUGGAAGAUACAUUAAUUUAGGUAUUGGAAUACCGAUGUUAGCUGCUAAAUAUAUUAAUAAUGAUACUGAAGCAUUUUUACAAUUCGAUACGGGAGCUCUAAAUUUUCACUAUAGUCAAGAUACGGAUCGAGUUGAUCCUGAUUCGAUGGGCCAUGGAGUAGCUCCAGUAACAGUUUUGCCUGGUACAUCUUUUUUUGGUUGUGAUGAGAGUGCCGCUAUGAUCAGAGGUGGUCAUCUUGAUUUAACAAUUCUUGGAGGAGCACAAGUAUCAAAAAAUGGUGACUUAGCGAAUUGGAUGAUUCCUGGAUCAAUGAUAGUGGGUAUGGGUGGAGCGAUGGAUUUAAUUUCUUCUCCAAAAAUAAAAGUAAUAGUGACAAUGGAACAUAAAGCUUCAGAUGGCAGUCCAAAAAUUUUAGAUAAAUGUACCAUUCCUCUAACAGGGGAAAAUUGUGUAGACAUGAUUAUCACAGAACUAGCCGUGUUUGAAAUUGUCCGUGGAGAAGGCGUGACUUUAAUUGAAUUAGCUCCUAAUGUUGAUGUAACUGAAGUCAUUGAAGCAACUGGCUGUGAAUUUUCUGUAUCUGAUGAUUUAAAAAUCAUGGGUCAAAUAGAUGAUAAUCCAAACUAA
Messenger RNA from Cotesia congregata, 4317 nucleotides. The record is from the annotation of a GenBank genome assembly. Lineage: Eukaryota; Metazoa; Arthropoda; Insecta; Hymenoptera; Braconidae.